AUGCCCACCCCUCACAGGAGCAACGACGGGUACCCCAGCGGGACGCUCUACGCCUCCGUCAACCCCGAGUACUUCAGUGCCUCGGACAUGUACAUCCCCGAUGAGUGGGAGGUGUCGCGGGAGAAGAUCACGGUGAUCCGGGAGCUGGGGCAGGGCUCCUUCGGGAUGGUGUACGAGGGGCUGGCACUGGGGCUGGCCACCGAGGGCGAGGAGACCAAGGUGGCCCUGAAGACGGUCAACGAGUUGGCCACCAUGCGGGAGCGCAUCGAGUUCCUCAACGAGGCCUCCGUCAUGAAAGCCUUCAAGUGCCACCAUGUGGUCCGUCUGCUCGGUGUCGUGUCCCAGGGCCAGCCAGCUUUGGUCAUCAUGGAGCUGAUGACACGCGGGGACCUGAAGAGCUACCUGCGCUCGCUCAGGCCUGACGCCGAGAACAACCCCGGGCUGCCGCCGCCGUCGCUCAAGGACAUGAUCCAGAUGGCGGGUGAGAUCGCCGACGGCAUGGCGUACCUCAACGCCAACAAGUUUGUGCACCGGGACCUGGCCGCCCGCAACUGCAUGGUGUCCGAGGACUUCACCGUCAAGAUCGGAGAUUUCGGCAUGACCCGGGAUAUCUACGAGACGGAUUAUUAUCGGAAAGGGGGCAAGGGGCUGCUCCCUGUCCGCUGGAUGUCCCCCGAGGCCCUCAAGGACGGCAUCUUCAACACACAGUCUGACGUCUGGUCCUUCGGCGUGGUGCUCGUCAUCGAGAACCAGGAGACGCUGACAACCUUGACCCGGGCUGACACCAGGAUGCUGCGGGACCUCAGGAGCCUCACCAUCGCCAGGUCGGGGCUGCAGCACGUCUCUGCCGACGCCUUCCUGGACACCCCCAGGAAUCUCUCCUCCAACGCGCUGCACAGCCUUUCCUGGAAGACCUUCCAGCAUCUGCCCCUGCAAGAGCUCAUCCUGGUGGGAAAUCCCUUCAACUGCUCCUGCGGCCUCCGCUGGCUGCAGCUCUGGCAGAACGGGAGCCGGGCCGAGCUGGGGAACCAGUCGCUGGGCUGCUGGGAGGGCAGCGUGCUGGUCCCCCUGGGCAGCCAGCCCCUCCGCGCCUGCGGUACGUGGCAGGGGACCCCGCCGGGUUUGGGUGCUGGGUUUCCACCGGCCACUGGGGAAUGGGUGCUCCCCGAGGUGGGACCCGAGCUGCCCGUCGUCACCAAGCUCUCGGACUGGGAGAUCCUCCUGGAGAUCAGCAACGUCUCCUCCAACCUCAACCACAAAGACCUGACGUGCCGGGCGGAGAACGCGGCGGGACCGGCGGAGGACAGCGUGAUGCUGAACGUCACCUUCCCCCCCGUGAUCCUGCUGCUGCACGAAGCCAUCCCCCAGCACUUCUGGUGCAUCCCCUUCUCGGUGGACGGCAAUCCGGUCCCCAGCAUCCGCUGGCUCUUCAACGGCACGGCCCUGGCCGAGGGACCCUACAUCCACACCCGCAUCGUGGAGUACGAGCACAACUCCACCGUCCUCCACGGCUGCCUCCAGCUCAACCGUCCCACGCACGUCAACAACGGCAACUACACCCUCCUGGUCCGCAACUCCCUGGGCUUCGCCGCCCGCAGCAUCCAGGGACGUUUCAUGGAAAACCCCUUCAGCUUCAGCCCCGAGGAGCCCAUCCCCGUGUCUCUGUCUCCGCUGGGCACCAGGAACAGCUCCCUGGAGGGGCCCGUGGAGACGACGGACGAGCACACGUUCGGGGUCUCGGUGGCCGUGGCACUGGCUGUGUUCGCCUGCCUCUUCCUCUCCGUCAUGCUCAUCGUGCUCAACAAGUGCGGGCGCCGGUCCAAGUUCGGCAUUAACCGUGAGUCCCCUCGCCUCGCCUGGCCCAUGUCCCUGCACUUCAUGAACCUGGGCAGCAGCCCCCUCUCCUCGGCAGAGAGCAAGCUGGAGGGGCUGAAGAGCAACUUCAUCGAGAACCCCCAGUAUUUCUGUGACGCCUGCGUGCACCACGUGCAGCGACGGGACAUCGUGCUGAAGUGGGAGCUGGGCGAAGGCGCCUUCGGGAAGGUUUUCUUGGCCGAGUGCUACAAUCUCCUCCCGGAGCAGGAGAAGAUGCUGGUGGCCGUGAAGGCGCUGAAGGAGGUGACGGAAAGCACCCGCUUGGAUUUCCAACGUGAAGCCGAGCUGCUGACGGUGCUGCAGCACGAACACAUCGUCAAGUUUUACGGCGUCUGCACCGAGGGCGAACCCCUCAUCAUGGUCUUCGAGUACAUGAAGCACGGCGACCUCAACCGCUUCCUCAGGUCCCACGGCCCCGACGCCAAGAUCCUGGACCAGGGGCAGGGGCAGCCCUGCGGGCAGCUGACGCUGAGCCACAUGCUGCAGAUCGCCACGCAGAUCGCUUCGGGCAUGGUCUACCUCGCCUCCCUCCACUUCGUCCACCGUGACCUGGCCACCCGCAACUGCCUGGUGGGCCACGACCUGGUGGUGAAGAUCGGGGAUGUCGGCAUGUCCCGGGACAUCUACAGCACCGAUUAUUACCGGGUGAGCGGGCUG
Messenger RNA from Aptenodytes forsteri (emperor penguin), 2532 nucleotides. RefSeq names its product high affinity nerve growth factor receptor. The annotation marks the transcript as partial. Gene Ontology annotation, biological process: positive regulation of kinase activity; regulation of JNK cascade; glucose homeostasis. The record is from RefSeq and is a predicted model, not a curated record. Gene Ontology annotation, cellular component: insulin receptor complex; axon; plasma membrane. The transcript is spliced from 20 exons. Gene Ontology annotation, molecular function: insulin receptor activity; ATP binding; insulin receptor substrate binding. NCBI's taxonomy places the organism in Eukaryota, Metazoa, Chordata, Aves, Sphenisciformes, Spheniscidae.